UGCAGAUUUACACAGCUUCCCUGCGUGUUCCGUUAAGGGAGGACGUGCAUGAGGUUAUGUAGAGACGGAAGCAGCCUUAGUAUCCCUGGUGUUGCAAACUGAAUGAGUGGAGAUUUCAGUCUAGAUACUACAGUGUGCCACCUUCUCCAUACAACACCCUCAGCAAGCUUGCAAAGGCUGCCGUGGAAGUUGUGCUGCACUAAGGACUUUGCAAAGCAGAGGAAAUACGAUAGCACAUCUGCAUUCUUCAGCCCCACGUGGAAGGGGAAAUCUGCUGGCUCUGACUGUGGGGUUAAAGAUCAAACCCGGAAACGGAAGUGUAGAGUUUUUGUAUUUUGAACUCUCGUUAGGAAUAGCGAAGGGAGAGUAACGGGUGUACGCUCUACAGCUGCCCAACAGAUGUAAAUCACAUCGAGGAGAGAGGACAACAACAGGGAAAGGAUAAUACUUUAUUUUCCCUAGACCCUUUGGGAAAGAUUUUUUGAUCUGCUUUAUGUAAAAAUGUCUUCUACGUGUGACUUUGUUGUGCUCCACACUGGGCAGAAGAUGCCUCUUAUAGGACUAGGCACCUGGAAAAGUGAACCCGGCCAGGUGAAGGAGGCAGUGAAGUAUGCUCUCGGUGCAGGUUAUCGUCACGUUGACUGUGCUACAGUUUACAGCAAUGAAGCAGAGAUAGGUGAAGCCUUCCAGGAGAGCGUCGGGCCAGAUAAGCCUGUUAAGAGGGAGGAGCUAUUUGUGACAUCAAAACUAUGGAAUACCAAGCACCACCCAGAAGAUGUGGAGCCAGCCUUAAAGAAAUCUCUGAAAGAUCUGAAACUGGAUUACCUGGAUCUGUAUCUCAUGCACUGGCCACAUGCCUUCGAACGAGGAGAUACUCUUUUCCCAAAGAACCCUGAUGGCAUGAUGCGUUUUGACUACACUGACUACAAGGAAACUUGGAAGGCUAUGGAGAAGCUGGUGGAGAAAGGUCUGGUGAAGGCCAUUGGACUGUCCAACUUCAACAGCCGUCAGAUUGAUGACAUCCUCAACAUGGCUGCUAUCAAACCAGCUGUACUACAGGUGGAAUGUCAUCCCUACCUUGCUCAGAAUGAGCUAAUAGCUCAUUGUAAUAAGCGAGGGCUGGUAGUAACAGCAUACAGUCCCCUUGGCUCUCCUGAUCGAAUGUGGAAGCACCCCGAUGAACCAGUACUUCUAGAAGAAUCUGGGAUCAAAAAACUGGCAGAAAAAUAUGGGAAAUCACCUGCUCAAAUCCUCCUCAGGUGGCAAGUGCAGCGUAAGGUGGUUUCCAUUCCCAAGAGCGUCACUCCGGCCCGCAUUCUGCAAAAUCUCCAGGUGUUUGACUUUAAUCUCACAGGAGAAGAGAUGGAUCACAUUGGAACCCUGAAUAAAAACUGGCGAUACAUUGUGCCAAUGGUUACAGUGAAUGGAAAACUAGUAGCAAGAGAUGCUGGACACCCCCUUUAUCCUUUCAAUGACCCCUAUUAACUACAGUAGAUUGGGUGUUAGAAUAGGACUCUGUGCACUCGUUCCCCAAGUAAAAAGAACAAGAGUACUUGUGGCCCCUUAGAGACAAAUAAAUUUGUUAGUCUCUAAGAUGCCACAAGUACUCCUGUUCUUUUUGCAGAUACGCAGCUGCUACUCAGAAACCUGUUCCUAACCUAGUUGUUGCCUUUGUUUAUCAAAAAUCUUUCCAAAUAAAAUCUGAUGUUCUAAA
Mauremys mutica (yellowpond turtle) is the source of this 1714-nucleotide messenger RNA. RefSeq names its product aldo-keto reductase family 1 member A1 (gene AKR1A1). The transcript is spliced from 11 exons. Gene Ontology annotation, molecular function: aldose reductase (NADPH) activity. Gene Ontology annotation, biological process: aldehyde catabolic process. Lineage: Eukaryota; Metazoa; Chordata; Testudines; Geoemydidae. The coding region runs from base 502 to 1485 and encodes 327 amino acids. Gene Ontology annotation, cellular component: cytosol. The record is from RefSeq and is a predicted model, not a curated record.